AUGGACCCUCGCCCGCUCCCCUGGGCGCUGGUGCUGCUGAGCCCGGCCCUGGUACUGGCUCUGGGCCGCCCGCCCGCCCCGGAGGCGCCAGAGAAGCUGUGUGGCCACCAUUUCGUUCGUGCGCUGGUGCGAGUGUGUGGGGGUCCGCGCUGGUCCCCCGAGGCCGGGCGGCCAGUGGCUGGCGGUGACCGUGAGCUGCUGCAAUGGCUGGAAGGACGACAUCUCCAUGGCCUGAUGGCCAAUGAGGACCCCAUGCUGGUACUCGACCCACAGCCCCUACCCCAGGCCUCUCACCAUCACCACCACCACCGCCGCCGGGCAGCUGCCACCAACCCUGCCCGCCACUGCUGCCUCAGUGGCUGCACCUGGCAAGACCUGCUGACCCUCUGUCCCCACUGA
Messenger RNA from Miniopterus natalensis, 399 nucleotides. It is a transcript of the gene INSL3, whose product is annotated as insulin like 3. The record is from RefSeq and is a predicted model, not a curated record. Gene Ontology annotation, molecular function: G protein-coupled receptor binding; hormone activity. NCBI's taxonomy places the organism in Eukaryota, Metazoa, Chordata, Mammalia, Chiroptera, Miniopteridae. Gene Ontology annotation, biological process: adenylate cyclase-inhibiting G protein-coupled receptor signaling pathway. Gene Ontology annotation, cellular component: extracellular region.